AUGUGUGAUAAACAGGAAAAGGCCCUGCCCCACCUGACACCUGGAAUGGGGUUUCCCAAAGGCAAAGGUGUGAGGAAGAAGUGGGAAGUGGCUUUGAGGAGAGAAGGAUUCACUGCAAGUGAUUGUUCAAUUGUCUGCAGUCAACAUUUUAAGCAGGCUGAUUUUGACAGGACAGUUCAGAUUGUCAGACUACGUGAUGGUGUUAUUCCAUCCCUCUUCAGCUUCCCGGUUCACCUCCAAAAAGGCAGGGCUACAUCUACCUCCAGAAGAGCUGAAGAAAGCCUGUCCGUGGCCUCUAAGGAUUCCCCAGAAAUGACAACCUCACACCCACAACCUCAGCCUAAUGACGAUCAUGGCUAUACCUUGCCUGCUUCUCCUACUGCUGUUAAGGCCAAAGUCAAUGAACAUUUGGCAAGAGUGGAGCGAGAAAAGAGGGCAAAGACCACAGUGAAGGAUCUUUUGGGGGAUUUGAGGGAAAAUAACCUCAUUAAUGAAGAGCUCAGUGAUACGCUUGCAUUCUACUCAGAUCUUAAGAUGGACUUUGUGGCAAAGCAUGAAUAA
Molecule: messenger RNA, 561 nt
Organism: Gadus chalcogrammus (walleye pollock)
Lineage: Eukaryota; Metazoa; Chordata; Actinopteri; Gadiformes; Gadidae
Product: THAP domain-containing protein 6-like
Exons: 6
Coding region: 1-561 (186 amino acids)
Source: RefSeq, a predicted model, not a curated record